AGUAGCUUCAACAAGACUUCCAUGGCGGACUUGUCUGCGCCUCCAAAGGACGACUUGGCACCCUAGAGAUUUGGCAUAUCGAGCGGUCCCCUAUUUUAAUCUGUAGAUUCUUUCUUCAAUCCACACAGGAAACUAUCCCAUCAUUAAUCAAUCCAUCGAUUUACGGCGGUUUAUCGCAGAUUGAGUUCUGUGCACGAAAGCAAAUAUUCGCAGGUAUCGGCUAGAGAACAGAGGGGGCGAGGAAGCAGCCGCGCAUCUUAUCUCAAUCGCCUGAGGUCAGUCAUUCGAAAGUCAAAAUUCUCCUGGCAGGGUUCCGAUUUUGGAUGACGAGAGGCUGAUUAAGUGGGUUACUUCGGAUUUUCUGGUAUAUUUAUUCUCCUCCCUUAUCGGGAGGGCUCUCAUAACAUUACGGCAAUCGAGACUAAGUUGAAAAUGGAUGGCAACAAUUGGCGACCGACCCCGGGGCAGGUUCAGAUGCACGGUCAGAUUAUGGGCGGCGACGCUGUGGCGGCCACCGGCAUGGAAGGCGGCGGCGAUUGGAGGUCUCAACUUCAACCCGAUUCCAGGCAGAGGAUUGUGAACAAGAUAAUGGAAACUUUGAAGAGGCACCUACCUUUUUCUGGACAAGAAGGACUCCAGGAACUUAAAAAAAUAGCCAUCAGGUUUGAGGAAAAGAUAUUUACUGCAGCAACAAAUCAGUCUGACUACUUAAGAAAAAUAUCACUGAAAAUGUUGACGAUGGAGACAAAAUCUCAGAACCCUAUGGGCACUAAUCUUCCUCCUAAUGUUACAAGUAGCAGCAAAAAUCCCCAGGAUACAGGAUCAUCUCAAAGCAUGCAGUCUCAAAUGCCAAAUCAACCUCAGCAACUCCAAAUGCCUGUGGGAUCUCAAGUGAGGCAACCACUGUUAUCUCAGAACAUUCAGAAUAAUAAUCCAUCAGCUGGGGUGCCAAGUUCUGCUGGCUUGGCGUCUGUAUUGCCUGCUGUUCCGUCCAUGUCUCAGGGUACCAUGCCCAAUGUUCCUGUUCAGAAUCCUAACAUGCAGAACAUGUCCAAUAUUACUCCCAGUGCUGUGGGAAAUUCCAUGGGGCAAGGUGUGCCAUCUAAUAUCUAUGGCAAUAAUCAGAGACAGAUGCAGGGUAGGCAACAGCAGGUGGUGAAUCCUGAGCAGCCGCAACAGUCUCAGAAUUCACAAUAUCUCUAUAACCAGCAGCUACAUCAGCACCUUUUAAAGCAAAAGUUACAGCAGGGAGGUGUCACCCAGUCCAUGAUGCAGCAGCAACAGAACCUAUUGCCACAAAAUCAGCUUCAAUCUUCUCAGCAGGGUGCUAUGCAAUCUGCUCUAAGGCAACCAUCUGCUUCAUCUACUCUUCAAAAUCAGCAAUCAUCUCUUCAGCAGCCAAAUCAAUCUAUGCUUCAGCAGCAGCCACAAUCAGUCCUCAGGCAGCCGCAGCAACAGCAACAACAGCAGCAAUCUGUCAUGCAUCAGCCACAAUCCUCGAUGCCUCAGCAUCCAAUGAUGUCUGGUCAGCAGCCCCAGCAGCAGCAGCAGCAGCAGCAACAACAACAACAAAUUAGUGGGCAGCAGACAAACCCUGCAAACAUGCAACAGAACCAGUUAAUGAGUCAACAAAAUACUACUCUUGAUGCACAACAACAUCAGCAUCAACAUCAACAGCAGAGGAUGAUUGCUCAGCAGAACAAUAUAUCCAGCAUGCAGCAGCAGCAGCAGACGAUUAGUCAACAAGGCAGCCUUUCAAGCAUGCAUCAACAGCAGUCCACUGGUCAGCAGAACAUCUCAAAUAUGCAUCCUCAGCAAUUAGGCUCUCAAAACAAUCUUUCGAAUUUUCAGCAGCAGCAAAUGGUUAUGCAACAUGGUAACUCAGGCUUGCAAACUAAUCAGCAGUCUGUCCAUAUGAUGCCUCAAUCUAAGGUUGCGGCGCAGCAGCAAAUGCAACAGAGUAUGGCAAAUAUGUUACCUAACCAAGUUCAACAACCACAGUCACAGCCAAUGCAACAACAGAUGAUGUCACAGAUUCAAUCUUCUGGGCAGCUGCAACAACAAUUGGGGAUGCAACAGAAGGGGUCUACAUUAUCAAGAGACAUGCAGCAAAGGAUUCAGACACCUGCUCCUUUGCUUCAACAACAAACUGCACUUGAUCAACAGAAACAGUUGCAAUCUGAAAGAGGUGGUGCUGCAGAGGGGCCUCAGACAUCUUUGGAUUCUUCGGCACAAACAGGAAAUGUGAAUGGUUCAGACUGGCAAGAGGAGAUAUAUCAGAAGAUAAAAUCCAUGAAUGAGCUGUACUAUCAGGAAUUGAAUGAAAUGCACCAAAGGAUGGCUGCUAAGUUGCAACAGCAUGAUUCUCUUCCUCAACAACCUAAGAAUGAGCAACUUGAAAAACUAAGAUUUUUUAGGGUUAUGUUGGAGCGUCUUAUAAUGUUUCUGCAAACCAGCAAGAGUGAUGUUCAGCCAAGUCACAAGGAUAAGAUUCCUGGAGUUCAUAAGCAGAUUGUCAAUAUUCUCAGUUCAAACAGACCAAGGAAGCAUGUUCCUGGAAUGCAGCAAGGACAGAUUUCACAGGCUAACUUGCAUACUAUGCAACAGUCUCAGCUGCAACAACCUCCUCAAAUGCACACAAAUGAUGGGCAAAUGAAUUCCCAGAUGCAACCAGCGAAUGUGCAGGGUUCUGGGGUGUCUACACAGCAGAAUAGUAUGAGUAAUGUGCAGUACAGUUCAGUGUCUUCUGGUGCUUCAAAUUCUCGUGCGAAUAUGAUGGAUGGACUGCAGCCUGGUUCAAACAUUGAAACUGGACAGGGCAAUGCCAUGCACCAAGUGUCUAUGAGUUCUCUACAGCAAAAUCCUGUGAGUAGUCCACAACAGACGAAUAUUAACCCAGUAUCAUCACAAAGCGGGUUGACAUCACUACCGACAAAUGUUAACCCCCUACAGGCAAAUUCAAAUAUACUUCAACCCCAGCAAAUAAAACAGGAGCAACAGAUGUUUUCAACCCAACAAAUGAAACAGCAGUACCAGCAGCAGCGACAGUUGCACCAACAAUAUCUGCAUAAACAACAGAUGAUCCAGCAACAGCAGCAAACUGGUCAGCAGCAGCCAGCUCAGUUGCCCUCACAGCAGAUGAUGCAGCAGCUUAAUCAGAUGGACACUAAUGAUAUGAAGAGGCAUCAGAUGGUUGUCAAACAAGGAGUUCUUCAGCAGCACAAUUCCUCCAGCCAACGACCAUCAUAUCAUCACCAACAACUUAAACCUGGAGCUGCGUUCUCUAUUUCUUCACAGCAAGGUCUUCAGGCAGCAUCCCCUCAGAUUGGUCAUCAUGCAUCCCCACAGGUUGAUCAGCAGAAUCUUCUGACAUCCCAUCCCAAAUCUGGAACUCCUUUGCAGUCUGUCAGCUCCCCGUUUGUUGUUCCGUCUCCUUCAACUUCAAUGGCACCGUCACCUAUGCCCAGUGAUGAGAAAACUAGUUAUGGUGUUUCAUCGCUGGCAAAUGUUGUACAUCCUUCAACUGCUGCAGCAUCAAUACCAAACCAGUCCCUUGCAAUUGGGACUCCGGGAAUAUCAGCCUCACCAUUACUUGCAGAGUUUACCAGUCCUGAUGGCACUCAUGCCUUCGCAUCUACCAUUGUUCCUGGCAGCACUAAUGUGGUGGAACAGCCACUUGAACGAUUAACAAAAGUGGUGAAAUCUAUGUCUUCUAAAGCUUUAGGCGCUGCUGUCAGCGAUAUUGGCUCAGUUGUCAGUAUGGUUGAUAGAAUUGCAGGAUCUGCUCCUGGAAAUGGUUCGAGGGCUGCAGUGGGUGAAGAUUUAGUUGCUAUGACUAAGUGUCGCCUUCAGGCUCGAAACUUCUUCACACAGGAUGGGCCCAGUGUUUCCAAGAAAAUGAGACGUUAUACAAGUGCAAUGCCAUCUAAUGUGGUUUCAUCUACAGGCAGUGUGAAUGAUAGCCGCAGGCAUUUAAAUGGUAAUGAAUCUGAUGGGGAGUCAACUGGUGCAUCAAGCGUUAAAAGGCCACGUAUUGAGGCUAACCAUGCACUUGAAGAAGAGCUGAGGGAAAUAAAUCAAAGACUCAUCGACUCUGUUGUAUCUAUAAGUGAAGAUGAUGUUGAUCCAACUGCAGUAGGUGCCGCUGCUGAAGGUGGAGAAGGAAUCAUCGUGAAGUGCUCUUUUACUGCCGUAGCACUUAGUCCAAAUCUAAAGUCACAAUAUGCUUCAGCACAAAUGUCCCCUAUUCAACCUCUGAGACUGCUCAUUCCCAAGGAUUAUCCAAAUUGCUCCCCAGUACUUUUGGACAAGUUCCCUGUGGAAGUCAGCAAAGAAUACGAAGAUCUCUCAAUGAAGGUGAAAUCAAGAUUCAGCAUCUCCCUCAGAACCCUCGCCCAACCAAUGUCCAUUGGGGAAAUAGCGAGGACUUGGGAUCAAUGUGCUCGGGCAGUGAUUCUAGAGUAUGUCGAACAAAGUGGCGGGGGAAGCUUCAGUUCCAAAUACGGAACUUGGGAGAAUUGCAUGGCUCCGGCAUGAUUGGAUGGAUCUGCUUCCCCUAAAAUAGAGUCGAUUAUCUGCACAUCUGGAUGUCUCUCUAUUCGAUACACCCCAGGUUGUGUAAAGUAUUUUUCGAACGUCUUGCAUGCGCUUUAUGAUGUUGUUUGUCAAAAAUGCACACCUCUUGACUGUUAUUGUUGUUAUAUAAUUUGUUGUGGCCAUUAAAUUUGUUUUAGGUUCCUUGAAUCACUUGCUCGAAAAGUUAGAAGAAGGUAAGGGGUCUAUAUAAACACUUUCUUGUAUCAAGUCUGAUCUGCUCAUCAUAUAUUUGCAUAUUAUUUUAAAUGUUUCGAAACAUUUACAUUUA
Molecule: messenger RNA, 4864 nt
Organism: Andrographis paniculata
Lineage: Eukaryota; Viridiplantae; Streptophyta; Magnoliopsida; Lamiales; Acanthaceae
Product: mediator of RNA polymerase II transcription subunit 15a
Exons: 12
Coding region: 433-4536 (1367 amino acids)
Biological process (GO): regulation of DNA-templated transcription
Molecular function (GO): chromatin DNA binding; transcription coactivator activity
Source: RefSeq, a predicted model, not a curated record